Amoebophrya sp. A25 is the source of this 2777-nucleotide messenger RNA. NCBI's taxonomy places the organism in Eukaryota, Dinophyceae, Syndiniales, Amoebophryaceae. The record is from the annotation of a GenBank genome assembly.
AGUUAGCUGAUGCACUCAGUAGGGUAGCGAAUCGAAAUCCAGCGACUAGAGCGGUCCUAGUAGUUCUAGUUUUGGAUUAAGCUAUUAUUGUAUCUAUAGUAUAAUUUAUAAAACCCGCAUACGCAUUGCUAUUUUUGUAUACUUCUUAAUCUAUGUUGAGAUGAGCACUUUACCUAGUUUUUUUCUUUUUGUGUCUUUACUGAGUAAUUCUAGUUCUUGAAGUUGUAACACCGUUUUUGAACAAUCUGAGGCAAUCCUUCAAGAUGAUCUGUUCUUCUAUUUCGAUGUUCUUCGUCAGCAGCGUUGACCGACGUCAAAGCCGUCAACCUUCAGCGCUGAAAGCCGUUUUGGGCGCUGCCUUGCUCAUAUGUGGCGUCGCAUCCGUUGCUGUAGUACCAAACAACAACACGACGACUUUAGCGCCUGGAGCGGUCGAAGACGAUACAACAGAGUCGGAUUGGAUGAGGACGUCAAUGAUCCUAAAGAAUGACGAUGCUUAUGAUCAGCAAGGAGAUGCUGUGAGGAGCAAGACUUCUUCACCGAGCAAUGGCGAUGGCACGACAAGCACCGAUCCCGUCCGACAGCAGGAAGAGCUCAAUGCAGGUUCACAAGAGCUAGGAAGGCCAAUAUCUUCAGGCACCUCCGGCUCUGUAACAGUCUCUGUCUCUGAAGCGGUAGGCAGCUGCAGUGGUCAAUCGAGAGGUCCUCGUCGGACUGACGCGUCUGCUAGUACCACUAGGGCACUAGGUGAAACGCCAAAGCAGGCCACUGCGGAGCAGGUUUUGGAUUCUGCUGUGGACACGACAUUCACAAACGCGCCUAAUGCAGAGAAUACCCCUCGGAAAGAUAUUGGCGCAGAUGAAGAUUUGACGCUGGACGAAGAGCCAGAUGAGGACGACUUUGUCAUCGUCAACCAGGAUGGCACAACAUCACCGCCUGAAACUCCGAACCGACCCACCACAGAUAUUGAUAAAGAACACGAGGCUCAUCCUCCUCUCGCUGCAGUUGUGGGAUACGGUCCGGCAGACAAAGAGGCUCCUACGGCUCUGAGUUCCUCACUACGAAGGGAAGGCGGCUUGCUCACAGGACGAGCGUACUUGCAGCUGUCGACACCUAAUUAAUGACUAGAUGUUCUUGAUAACGAUAUGUCCGUCGUCUAUAUCUAUAACUCUGAGAAAAGUGUCCGUGUUCUGAUGGUCUCUGGCAAUGACAAAAUCAUGUCUUAAGAAUAUCAGGGACGACGAUGCGGUACUUGAUAGUGUCGCAGGGGAAGCAGUCGAAAGUGUUGAUGGAUCGGGCAUCGACUCGGAAACCGGGUCUCAGAAAAGUGCAUGCGUCGAUGCUAUCGACGCGGAUGCUACCAUCGCAGGCGACGUAGUAGACUACAUAGUUCGGGUUUCAGUUUGGGUUUGCUCUCCCUGCUUUUUCAUCUUGACAGGACAAGAAAAUAUAGGCUACAUCAUAGCCCUAGUUGUUUCAUUAUCAUGAUCAUGGAUCGCGAUUGCGAUGAAUACGAAUUACACCACCAGGUACCAUCAACAACAGGAGCGUGCGGGUCCCCGCACUUGAAGCAGGUACAUGAGGAAAACUGUCGAGGACACAUCCCAAUGGACUGCAGUGCGAGUGUUGCGUCGACAGAUGCGGCGUCCGCCCCUCCUACCCCAGCAGCGGCUGUUCCUGUAAUGAGUCCGCGAGCAAAAAUGAUAGAACAGGAAAUGGAAGCCCAAGCUUUCCACGCUCUAGCCUCCGAAGGGCCGCGUCGUCGACGCGGUGGCACAUCGGAGUUGUCGGAACCAGCACAACCACCUUGUAUGAAAUCGCCGAGACGCCACUCACCCGCAAACGACUGUGUCCCAGCCGCUCAGUCACCACCGUUCUUGUCGUCAACGCCACAUUGUUCUGUAGCGUCAUCUCGGACAUUAUUGAACAAUAGCCAGACUCGCGGACAGUCGAGUCCACCAAGCUACAGCGGCCCUUCUACUAAAGACGCAUUUCUAUCGUCUGCAAAUACGAAUACAAACUUCUCUAGAAGUCCUCUUGCGGCUACAACUGCGUUGAGAGGGGGCUAUCUAGCAUCUCCUUCUAGUCCAAUUUGCAUGGGACGGCUCAUGCCUCCUGCGACCACAACAGCCUCACCCUUAGCCAAUGGAACGCCAAUUUGUUCAAUUCAUACGGUUUCGAGGACCUCUUCUAGAAGCACACUCCAAGAACAGGGAAUCAUGUACAACGUGAGAUUUCCGCAAGCGGUUGUUGAGCCCCCGCGGCCUGAUGUCGGUGCCGCUCUCCUCGCGAGUGCUACUUGUUCUCGAUUUUUUGGCUCGUCCUCGCGCGACCAAACCCUUGCCGAUGAGGAAGACGAUAUUGAAAUGGGGCUGUCCGCAUCGCCCUCCGUCGACGGUGGGUCGGUAACGGAUAGUAGGAUAUUACGUCUUCUAGACACCACGAAUCAAAAGAUGCGAGCGGGGCCGUCGAUGUCUUCCUCUACCUCAGCGACCUCAUCGACAUCGUCUCUGCUUCUCGGCGUAGACGGAACGUCCUCGUCUGCCAGCAGUUCUCUGGGGUCGUCUGAUGAAUGCGGGAGAAGAAGCGGAAACUUCUUGCACGCAAUGUGCAGCUGCACGAAAGCUCUAUUACUUUGGCCACCGUCUAGUACCUCGCCCUACAGCGGCGGAGGUCCGUGUAGUGCACCGCCACCGAUUCCUGCCCCUGCUCACCGGUACUCUAAUGCCGCCCCCGCCUCACCAAACGUGCAACCAACGUGGAAUAAAUACGAAUGA